GCAGGUCACUGGGCUGCGCCGGAAGUCGGGGCGCGCAGGCUCCGGAAGGCGCGCUUGACGGCUACCUGUGCGUUGGGGGGAUCCUGGCAGCCAUGGUGUCAGACGAAGAUGAAUUGAAUCUUCUGGUUAUCGUAGUUGAUACCAACCCAAUUUGGUGGGGAAAGCAAGCGUUAAAGGAAUCUCAGUUUACUUUAUCAAAAUGCAUAGAUGCUGUGAUGGUGCUGGGAAAUUCUCAUUUAUUCAUGAAUCGUUCCAACAAACUUGCUGUGAUAGCGAGUCACAUUCAAGAAAGUCGAUUCUUGUAUCCUGGAAAGAAUGGCAGACUUGGAGACUUUUUUGGAGACCCUGGCAACCCUUCCUCUGAGUCCGGCCCGUCAGGGAGUAAGGACGGGAAGUACGAGUUGUUCACAGCCGCGAAUGAAGUCAUUGCCGAAGAGAUUAAGGAUCUCAUGACCAAGAGUGACAUAAAGGGUCAACAUACAGAAACUCUGCUGGCAGGAUCCCUCGCCAAAGCUCUUUGCUACAUUCAUAGAAUGAACAAGGAAGUGAAAGAUAAUCAGGAAAUGAAAUCAAGGAUUUUGGUGAUUAAGGCUGCAGAAGACAGCGCGCUGCAGUAUAUGAACUUCAUGAAUGUCAUCUUCGCAGCACAGAAGCAGAAUAUUUUGAUCGAUGCCUGUGUUUUAGACUCGGAUUCAGGACUCCUCCAACAGGCUUGUGACAUCACGGGGGGACUGUACCUGAAGGUGCCUCAGAUGCCUUCCCUUCUGCAGUAUCUGCUGUGGGUUUUUCUCCCUGAUCAAGAUCAAAGAUCUCAGUUAAUCCUCCCUCCCCCAGUCCAUGUGGACUACCGAGCAGCUUGCUUCUGUCAUAGAAAUCUCAUUGAAAUUGGCUAUGUCUGUUCUGUGUGCUUGUCAAUAUUCUGCAAUUUCAGUCCUAUCUGCACGACCUGCGAGACAGCCUUUAAGAUUUCUCUGCCUCCUGUGCUGAAGGCCAAGAAAAAGAAACUGAAAGUGUCCGUGUGAUCAGAAGAUCCCCACGCCCCGAGCUAAUCUCUUAGAGCUUAUUAAGAGAAAUUGUGUGGCGAAAGCUGUGUUAGGAAGCCCUGAAAAAAAUACAGUGUUGUAUGGGAUGAUUUUGAAUGAAGU
This is a messenger RNA of Mustela erminea (ermine), 1145 nucleotides long. RefSeq names its product general transcription factor IIH subunit 3 (gene GTF2H3). Bases 93 to 1022 code for a protein of 309 amino acids. Gene Ontology annotation, cellular component: transcription factor TFIIH holo complex; transcription factor TFIIH core complex. The record is from RefSeq and is a predicted model, not a curated record. Gene Ontology annotation, biological process: regulation of DNA-templated transcription; nucleotide-excision repair. NCBI's taxonomy places the organism in Eukaryota, Metazoa, Chordata, Mammalia, Carnivora, Mustelidae. The transcript is spliced from 13 exons.